CUCCCAUGACAAAACCACUCACCAUGGGCGGAGUAGAAGACCUCAAAUCUUAUGCCAUCCUCUCCUCCUUCAUAUGUAUUCUCUCCAUCUACAUCAUCCGCGCCCUCUUCUUCAACUCCCGCACCCGUUUCCGCCUUCCACCAAGCCCGUUCGCCCUGCCUAUCAUCGGCCACCUCUACCUACUUACCCCCAUCCCUCACCAAGCCCUCUACAAGCUCUCCCUACGCUACGGCCCCCUGAUCCACCUCCGACUAGGCUCGGUCCCAUGCGUCGUGGCCUGCUCGGCCGAGACAGCCAAAGGGUUCCUCAGGACUCAUGAUCUCGCCUUCUCUGACCGUCCUCAAUCCAAGGCCGUCAGCUACCUCACCUACGGCUCCGCUGACUUCUCCUUCGCCCCCUACGGCCCUUACUGGAAGUUCAUGAAGAAGCUCUGCAUGUCGGAACUCCUGGGGGGUCGUACACUGGAGCAACUCCUACCAAUAAGGCGUGAGGAGAUACUCCGGCUCUUACAAGCCGUGAACAAGAAUUCCAAGGAACGGAAAGCUGUGGACAUGGGUUUGGAGCUGAUUAAACUAACCAACAAUGUCAUUUCCCGGAUGACAAUGAGCCGGAGAUGUUCGGGGUCCGAUGGGGAGGCCGAGGAGGCGAGGAAGUUGGUCGAGGAAACUGCGGAGCUCACAGGGAAGUUUAAUUUAGCUGAUUAUAUCGGAUUCUGCAAGAAUUUGGACUUGCAGGGGUUCGAUAGGAGACUCGAGGACCUUCAUCGUCGGUUUGAUGGGAUGAUGGAGAGGAUAAUGAAGGAGAAGGAGGAGGCAAGGAAGGAGGCGAAGGAGAUGGGAAAUGCGAAGGAUUUGCUUGAUAUAUUGCUUGAUAUAUCGGAGGAUGAGACUGCGCAAGUGAAGCUGAGCAGAGAGAACAUCAAGGCUUUCAUUCUGGAUAUCUUUGCUGCCGGUACCGACACAUCGGCAAUUACAAUAGAAUGGGCAUUAGCAGAGUUAAUCAAUCAUCCUACCAUACUACAAAAGGCAGGAGAAGAGAUUGAUGCAGUCGUCGGCAAGAAUAGGCUGGUCGAGGAGUCGGACAUCCCCAACCUCCCAUACCUCCAAGCGAUCGUGAAGGAGACGCUGAGGCUCCAUCCGACGGGCCCAAUGAUUGUUCGAGAAUCGACCCAGGAUUGCAUGAUCAAUGGAUACAACAUCCCUGCAAACACGAGGCUCUUCGUCAACGUAUGGGCCAUUGGAAGGGACCCCAACCACUGGGUCGAGCCACUUAAAUUCCAGCCAGAAAGAUUUAUGGAAGGUGAACAAAGUAUGAUUGAUGUCAGAGGGCAACACUACCACUUGUUACCAUUUGGGAGUGGAAGAAGGGUCUGCCCUGGUACUUCAUUAGCACUGCAGAUCAUUCAGCCAGCUCUUGGUGCCCUGAUACAGUGCUUCGAAUGGAAGGUUAAUGGCAGUGGAACUGUGGACAUGACGGAGGGACCAGGCUUGACACUUCCAAGAGCACAAGCACUGGUGUGCACUGUAGAGCCACGCUUGAAUCCAUUGCCAUUCCUUUAAAAAUGUGUUCUUCGCUUUACAAAGUUGAAGUGAUCUUGGCAACACCAUCUUUGCAGUUGGAAUCCUACUUUUGAUUAGUUGAGCGUGUCCAAGGCUUUUAGCUGCUGUGCAAAUUCUGUCAUUAUAAGGA
Messenger RNA from Elaeis guineensis (African oil palm), 1689 nucleotides. RefSeq names its product cytochrome P450 93A3. Gene Ontology annotation, molecular function: oxidoreductase activity, acting on paired donors, with incorporation or reduction of molecular oxygen; heme binding; monooxygenase activity. Lineage: Eukaryota; Viridiplantae; Streptophyta; Magnoliopsida; Arecales; Arecaceae. The record is from RefSeq and is a predicted model, not a curated record.